Molecule: messenger RNA, 1198 nt
Organism: Onychomys torridus (southern grasshopper mouse)
Lineage: Eukaryota; Metazoa; Chordata; Mammalia; Rodentia; Cricetidae
Exons: 7
Coding region: 152-1060 (302 amino acids)
Source: RefSeq, a predicted model, not a curated record
CGUGUACUGGCGCUGGCCCCGCCCCCUAACUCCUUAAGCACUCCCUGGGGGUAGACCUGGAGGGGGCCGGGUUGUCUGGAGAACUGGAGUCUGCCCCGCCGCUGUAGGGAAAGAGUGGGCAGCAUCUGCUCACCACCAGCAGUCCCUCUCGAUGGAAGUCCUGGAUGAAUACGACAACGAAUUCCCCCAGAAUGUGACCUUCUGCCAGCUCAUCUCCGAGGACGACUUCGAGAGGCAAGCAGCGACCUACACCGAGCGCGCGCUGCGCCGUCUCUUCCGUUCCUUGGACCGCAACCCAGCGCUGGCGGAGAGGGUUGUACGCAAGGACAAGCAGACUGAGAUCGAGCAGCGCGGGCUCCUCUCCUGCCUCUGGGCGAAGUUUGUCUGCGCUGUCCAGGGAGAACUGAACCAGUGCAACAGCAUGGGUGCCCUGGAGAUGCAUCAGCGCCUGGAGCAGCUGAAGAGGCGCAUCAACCGUGUACAUCUGUAUUCCCAGGGUGCCAAGAAGAGGAGGAGGAGGCUGAAACGAAAGAAAGAUCCUAUCCUCUUGCGAGACCAGGCAACCUCCCCGUGCCUGCUGCCAGCUCCGUUACCACCACCGCUGCCACCAACACCUGUCACCACCAUGGCCUCUGUAGUGGCCACAUCACCCUCUGUUUACACUAUGCCCAGGGUCUUCGGCCCCUUUCCUACACUAUCUGGCAAGCAGAUGGAAAAACUGGAUAUUUCAAGAUCUGAAGUGAAAUUAAACUGGAAUGGUCUUUCAUCAACUUCAAAGAGCCACAUGGUCGAUCUGACCCCCUUGGUCCUCAACCCUGGAGGCUUCCAUUUCUCAUAUUUGGCAGGAAACAGUACACACAAGCUGCAUUACCCUGGCUUCCCCUGGACAGCAGCCUGUAGUGAACCCUCCAGCACUGAUGAGACUCCAUCUCCUGUGGUGAAAGCGCCCAUCUUCACUCCGCCUGUUCUACUCAAGUUCCAGCCUGUGCCCAGACCUAAAGAUGAUCCAGAGAAUGACCCUGGCAGUGCAGAGUCCAUCCUUACCAAGAAGAGCGAGUAACCUCUUCCCUACAGACCACGCCCCAGGAAUGAAUAAAUUUCCACAGAGGCGCAUUGUAGGCGAAUUUUCCUUGUGUUUCGGCAGCCAUUCCCAAAUAACCUUUCAGAGGCUUAUUAUUAAUUAUAAAUCCUUGGUCGA